AUGAGCGCCCGGUGCUGUUGGGACGACACGUGCGCUUUCGGUGGACGUCCCGGUGUUAAGCGUGACGGUGAGUGUGGAUCCGAUGCGGUGAUAAUCACUGGCGAUGUGGCGGUUGGUGUCGUAAGCUAUUACACAGUGAGUGGUAUUGUGUGCGGACUUAUGGCGCACUGCUGUACGUAUGCGAUACCGUUAAUACUUAUCGUAUUUUUUGUACUUUUAUUACUGUCGCUAAUACCGGUUAUCGGGGGUCAGGGGUCUAGCCUACCCUCCCUACCUAACCCGCCCGGUGGUGGUGGCAGUAAGCUAAGUCGGUGUGAGCAAUGUCAAUUAUUAACCGACUCGUUUCAAGCGAAAUUAACUCAUAUUUUAUUCGCAUGUAUGGCACCGGUAUUCACUCUAUUGGGGAACUGGAUCGGGCGCCUACACACUCACAUACGACAGGGUGUGGAGCGGACCAGUCGUGGCAAACACGAGGGCGGGGACUCCCAUUGGGAGGAGUCACGGCUCGGGUCGUACGCCAACUCCGAGAUCAGACUCACGGAAAUACAGGAGCUCUUGUGCCACGAACUCAGCGCCGGCAAGGAUCAGGUGCUCACCCAUACAUACAUCCCUUUCCACACUCCGCUCGUACUGUCCUAUCAUAUAAGCACUACUAUCCACUCACUCAUAGUCUCAUGCCACCACUUGGCCGAGGAAUACGAGCCCCAAAUCGAGAACUGGUGGUUCAGCAAACGCCAGGCGUCCGACUCCCAGUCCCUCUACGACUACCUAUGCAUGGGUCAGAUGAAGGCGUGCUGUCCUACCGGACACUACGGCCCCCAAUGCCAGCCCUGCCCGGGCUAUCCGGACCGCGUAUGCAACACAAGGGGCUAUUGCGAGGGGAACGGUAGCCGCGAGGGCACCGGGAAGUGCGUGUGUCAGCCGGCCUACGACGGCGCCCACUGUAAUACCUGCGCGAAAGACCAUUGGCUGAACGGGACGACCGCCGAGGGGCUGGUAGUGUGCGAGCCGUGCGACAAGUCGUGCGCCGAUAGAUGUCGUUCCGGAGGUCCGAAAGGGUGUCUGGUUUGCGGAACGGGCUAUAUAUGGGACGGCGACUACGGGUGCGUCGAUGUGGACGAGUGCGCCGACAUGGGGGUCAACCCCUGCGAGUCCAACGCCUUUUGCAUCAACACUGAGGGC
Oppiella nova is the source of this 1182-nucleotide messenger RNA. The record is from the annotation of a GenBank genome assembly. Lineage: Eukaryota; Metazoa; Arthropoda; Arachnida; Sarcoptiformes; Oppiidae.